This is a messenger RNA of Contarinia nasturtii (swede midge), 697 nucleotides long. RefSeq names its product protein POLR1D-like. The record is from RefSeq and is a predicted model, not a curated record. The coding region runs from base 179 to 634 and encodes 151 amino acids. The transcript has 2 exons. NCBI's taxonomy places the organism in Eukaryota, Metazoa, Arthropoda, Insecta, Diptera, Cecidomyiidae.
UUCUAUGUUUUGAACACAUCACACCUCAUAGAAAUAAUAUUAAUAUUCAUUAAGGUUUAUGGGCUUAUUUAAGCGACACAAAUUGUGAACAACACAACUUGAGUUCAAAUUUUUUGGCCGUUUCUUUUCUGUUUAAAACAAUUGUGUAUCGUAAUUUUAAGUGUAAUUUCAUUGAAAAAUGUCAUCUGCAGAACAAAAAAAGCAACUGCUUUCGCAAAAACUGUUUAGAAAUUUAAAAAGUAAGCAAAAAUCCACAAGCAAAUCAAACGAUGACAAAUGUACGUCUACAUCAACUGCCAAGAAGCCAAAAAUUCCAACGCCCGAAGAAAAAGAAACGGAUUUAACAAAACGUGCUAUUGAAGAAAUAAAUCGAGACACUCAGAAAGCAGCAAAAUUGGCUGAUGAAAUCGGACCAAGCGGUUGGCGUAUUAAAUCAACACGGAUGAAUAAACGAUUUCUUGCAAAUACGAUGCGCUCGGUGUUGAAUCACAAUGAACGGACGAAAGCGAAACAUGAGACGGAGUCCAAGCGAAAAUUUGAACAGCUCACAAAUCGUCCGCCAAAAUUUGGAGCACGAGUACAUUCAUUUCAAUCGUCCGAAGAACGAAUAACCAAAUCCAAAUCCACAACAUGAAAAAUUUCAAUGCAAGCAUUGGCUGUGAUAGUUCACAUAUCUAUUUAAGUUUUUAUGUUGUUU